Messenger RNA from Rotaria sp. Silwood1, 2337 nucleotides. NCBI's taxonomy places the organism in Eukaryota, Metazoa, Rotifera, Eurotatoria, Philodinida, Philodinidae. The record is from the annotation of a GenBank genome assembly.
AUGUUUAAAAAACAUGGUAGUAAUCAACAUCAAAUCAAUUAUCAAAAAAUUGCAACUCGAUUUUAUUUAUUGUUUCUUCUGAUUUUGCUUAUUGUAUUUAGUUUCUAUUUAUUAUUAAAUGAAGAUCUUCAACAAACAACAAUUCAUCAACCAUUGGAAUUUCAAUAUAAACAACUUGAAGAACUUUAUUCUUCAAAUCUUUAUUGUCCAUGUUCAACAGUUUCAAUGAGUUAUUCAACUUUUAUGACAAUCGAACCUUACUUUCAUCAAGUAUGUUCAAGUGGUAUGAUAACAGAUGCAUGGAUUAAUUAUACCAGGAGCACUGAUGGGAUAACCCCAUUGUAUGCAAUGUUUGACUAUCGGGUGAGUGCCGUAUUCCUAUUUCAGUUGUUGUCAAUGUUUUGUCAACAUGCUCAACAAACAGUUAAUAUUAGUAUUAGAACAUUUCUUCAGACACAAUUUCUUUCUUCGCAAGUUAUUUCUAACGAUCGAUUUGAAACUAAAGUUAAUUCAUCUAUCAGUGAUUUGAAAUCUCAAUCUAUUGAUCAAUUUUUACAAACAGUUAAAAUAUUUCAAGGUGUAUCACAUGGAAAUCAACUGAUGAGCGAACAAUUUCAUUAUUAUAUUCCUCGUAUGAACUGGAAUGAUACAAAAAUGAUUCUUGAAAUACAAGAAUAUUUCAAUUGUUCAUGUAGUCUAUCUUCAUCAUGUCUUAUCCCUAUGGGUUUCUUUGACGCCAGCAUAUAUUCUGAAGAGAUUUACGAGACAAUUCAGAUAGUUCCAAAUUUGUUUCUGGGCUGUUCUCAAAUCGAAGGAUUAAUGAAAUCAAGUUUAGAAUGUUUUUAUAAUCUAUCAUGUGUGAAUGAAGUAAAUAAAAAUUCUCGUCAUCCUGCCGACUAUUUUUUUAAUUUUUCAAAUUUAAAUGAAAAUCUUAAUCUACCAAAUGAAACAAUUGAAUCAAUUAUGAAUAGACUUAUGGUUGAUUCUUGGAAAUGGAAUAUUUCAUUUUCUUCAUAUUAUAAUAGAUGUUCUCCGUCAUCAUGUACAUAUGAAUAUAUUAGUCGAAAUGAUUUAUUUUUUGUUAUAACAACAAUUAUUGGUAUAUUUGGUGGCUUAUCUCUUGGCUUAAAACUACUUAAUUUAGUUAUUCUUCGAUUUAUUGAAAAAACAAAUAAUGAUAAUACUUUUAAGGGAUUUAUAAAAGUAAUAAAAAGUUUAUUUGUUUGUAAUACUGAGCAACGUCUUGUUAAUCGAUUUCAUUUCGUUUUUCUUUUACUACUAUUAUAUUUCAUAUUUAUAUUUUCUGCUUUCAAAUCAAAAUCAGUUAUUGUUCAAAUAAAAAAUCCAUCGCUUUCAAAUUAUAAAGACUUAGUAAAAGAUCAUUCUUAUUCUCUUCAAUGUUCUUGUUCACAAAUAUCUAUUCAAUAUGAAACGUUUCUUAAUAUUCAACCAUAUUUUCAUGAAUUAUGUUCAAGUCAAUUUAUUUCGGAUGAAUGGAUUCAUUAUCUUUAUGGUGAAGGUGAUCUUACUCGUCGAUUUUCGUUCGAUGAUUAUCGUUAUUCAGCUCCUGGACAAUUUCUUUCGCUUUCAUCACUUUGUAAACUUAGUCAAGAAAAAGCAAAUCGUAUCGUCUCCCAUUUACUGACAAGUUACCAGAUUAAUUCUCUGCUUUUAUCUGAAGAUCUUCUAAUUGAAGAAGUUGAAACAAUGCUAAACCAAUUUCAAUCAGCUACAUCCAAAUCAUUUCUUAAUACUUUGAAUUUAAUUCUUGAAAUAAUUGGUUCAAAUAUGAUUUUUAGUGCAUGGUUCACUAAUUGGAAAUAUAUUAUUGAAACUGAAUUGUCUACUUCUAUUGCGCAUACAUUACCCAUAAAUUAUGAUGAAUAUAAUUGUGGAUUAUCAUUUAAAUGUACUAAAAAAUCAGGAGGUAUGAUGAGUGGUUGUUAUCCAUUAGAAUCUAUUCUUCAAACCAAACUUUCAUGUUUUUAUGAUCAAAAUUGUAUUGAUUCAAGUGGAAAGUUUACAGCAUUAAAUAUAUCAACGUUAGAAAAGAGCCAAUUUAAUUUAAAUUCAACAAUUGAAUCAGUUAUAAAUCAUUUAAUGAUUGAAGAGUAUAAAAGUGAUAUAUCAUAUGAAAAUUAUUUUAAUCAAUGUCAACCAUCAUCAUGUUCAUAUUCUUAUAUUAAAACUCAUGAUAUAACUCACACAAUAGCAUCUUUUGUUUCUCUUUAUGCUGGAUUAGCUAUUAUAACUCGCUGUUUAGCAAUUCUGCUUGUUAAGGUUUAUCGACAUCAAACAAGUCGAAUUAAACCUGAAGCUCUUCAACAAACUAUUUAA